UGCGAGAGAAUCGGGUAACGGGCCUAAAAUACGUGGAAAUUGCGGAAUUGUGUAGUGCCUAGUGUCCCUAUCCAGAUCUAAAGUAGUAGAAUAGUAGUGUCCUGUGUCGUGCAUCCAGCCUGUGUACUGUUUUCGCCGGGAUCGAUCCUUUCCGCGCCGUACCGAGAGGAAACAUCGUCCAAACGGUUUGCUAGGAGUGUCCGCGGCGCGAUAUCUAGUAAUCAUCGCGAGUAGAAGUGUGUGCUGUACGUGUUUGUGGGUGGCAUAUCCCACCCCGCGCGCGUGCUAGUGUGCUUCGAAGGCGGGCAGCAUAACGGUGAUAAUCACAGAAUACAACAGUACCCGCAACGGUGAUUAUCAACUUUGGCGUCCGGUGAUACCACGUCCGUUCCAUUCCGUUCCGUUCUCGUACGCAUAUCCAUAUAUCGCCUACAUCUGUGUUACUGUUUCCAACGAAAAGCAACGAAAAGUCUGUACCAGUAUUACCAGCUUCGCACAGGAGUGAAAUUGGAUAGUUUUUAAGCUUCGACGACAAGAUUUAUAAUUUCUGUACAAGUGUAAGGUUAUUGUUUUGAACCGUUUUACGUGGUGCUGUUGAUCUGCUGAUUCAAGAUUUAUUAGUGCAUGAGCUCGAACUCAAUCGCGCGCCACCUAGCUGCCUGUCUACUACCGUUGGUGGUGUACCACUUGAGUCAUGGAUCCGUUGGAGCAAGCGCGCCUCUUUCUGGAUCGUUUCCAGGCGAACGUGAAUCUGGAGGAUCCACUGCCCAUCCGUGUGCCCGUCUACAACCUGAAGCAUGACGAAAUCGAGCCCGCGAUCAUCGAAUGGACCCGGACCUACCUGGAUCAAUUCGAAUGUCCUCAAUGCCUUCUGACGCCAAUCACACGGAUUGUAUUGAAUGCCGUUUUGAAACGUUGUGAGGAAAAUCCAAAAUCCUGCGGAUAUGUCGGGAGUGAGUAUAAAUCGUUGCAGUUCAACCAUGAAGUGAUUUCACGCGUAAACACCACCUGCAUGGAGCUGCUGGACAAUGUGCGACUGAACAACUUGCUGGCCACCAUGCGCCCGCAACAAGCAAUGGAUGAACCAGACUCUGCGACGAAUGGCGCGCACGACAGCGGACACUCGAUGCGACCGUUCUAUGUGGCGAAAGGUUUCAAAAACAAGCGACGCACAAUGGAGGACCGGCACGUGUGCCUGCCGGAUUUUAACAAAUUGUUUCUAACGCGAGACACCGAACCGACUGCCUUCUAUGGGGUGUACGAUGGGCACGGUGGCCAGGAUGCGGCCUGCUUUGCGGCAUCUCACCUGCACUACUACAUUGCCCAGAGCCAGCACUAUCCUCAUGAUAUGGCGCAAGCAUUCCAGGAAGGGUUUCUCAAGACCGAUCAUCUGUUUUGCGGAAAGGGUGAAGAUUUUUUCCUUAACAGUGGAUCGACCGCAGUCGUUUGCUUCCAUCGUAUCGCCUCAAGACAGAUCGAUGUGGCGUGGGUCGGUGAUUCUCAGGCGAUGAUUGUUAAGCGUACUCCAGAAAGCAAUCUUUAUAACCAAUUAGUACAUCCUACACACUCGCCAAACAAUCCGGAUGAGCGUGCCCGUAUUAAGGCCCUCGGAGGAGCUGUAAUGUUCUGGUGCGGAAGUUUUCGCGUAAAUGGACAGCUUGCAGUCUCCCGAGCAAUCGGGAAUCGUCAGGCUAAACCAUCCGUAUCGGCCGAUCCGGGUAUAUCGUUGAACAAGCUGACCGACGACGACCUAUUCCUAGUGAUGGCUAGCGAUGGGCUGUGGGAAGCUUGCAAUGAAUAUUUCGUCUCGAUGUUUGUACUAUACGCUCUACGAAAGUUUCCAAAUGAACCACAGAAAAUAAACGACUACCUGAUAGUGUGCGCGAAACAGAAAAGCACCGAUAACAUAACCGUGAUAAUAGUGUUCCUAAAAGACCCACUAACCAUCAUCAAAGAGACGCCGUUCGUGGAGGAGCUAGAGGCUAAAGCAAAACACAGAGCGCCCCAAAAAAUGGACAUGAACAAUGCCACAAGUAAUGGUCUGCUGGCGGAGAACAACUCAAUUCCGCUGGAAGAUCAUAAAGCCUUCGAUGACAUACAGAACUUCAUGCUGGAAAGCGCCAUGGUAGAGCCUAAGUCAGCCGCCUCAUCGCUCUGCGUCGGACCGGUGGACGAUAUCGGCUUCCUGUCAGAUGGUGGGCUCGGUCCGGAAACAGACGUCGAUGGACUGCACGAAAGCAAACAGUCACCCAGCCCAAUGCUGCCCGAGCAGGACGAAGAAGAAGACGAUGAGCAAUCCCUGCAUCGGGCAGUGCAGGCGGUCGGAAAUGGUGAUACCGAGCAUGAGACGGCGAGCGUUGGUAGUGUGGACACGGCCACCGCGGCUGACUAUAAUCCGUUCGGUAGCGGUGUGCAGUCAUCGAAUCUCAUCGUUGUUGAAUCACCGAACGCACUCGAGGUAGACAUUAACGACAGCCACGGGGAUAUUGAGGAGGAGGAUCCAACGUCUCCCUCGAGCGUCAGUGCCGAUCCGGUCGAUCUGUCUGAGGAGCACGGAUCGGAUUUGAAUGUACCGCACGUGAAUGGUACCGGCAUCAUCGGAGCCAGUGAGUACGAUCACGAUGGUGAGGAUGCGGCAGCGUACGCGGGCGAUGCAGUCGACGAGCAGGAGGUGGAAGUCCACCAGAAACCGGCACUGAUGAGCGAGGAGAUCGUUCCGCUGAUGAAAUCGAUCGACGAACCGAUUGUUAAUGAUUUGCUCGGCGCGGACGCAAUCGUGGAUAACAAACUGAUCGAUCAGCUAGAUUCGUUCGGCAUCUCGGAGGCCAUCAGGCGUCAGCUGAUCGAGCAGCAGGUUACCGGUGCACCGAUGCACCAUCACGAGCAUGACGAGGAUGACGACGAUGGACAGCUGGUGCUGGAGGAGAAACAAUCCGAGCUCGACGGUGCCGAGAAGGAGGACUUGCACCACGAGAAGGCCUUCGACAGCGAUUACGGCAAUGAUCAUCAAAGUGCAGACGUCAAACAGGAUGAUGAUGCCGGUUGCGAAGAUUCCGAAGAAGACGAAUGGGAUUAUGUGAAGGUGAACAAGCAGCAAGCGCAAGAACUAGAAACGACCACGCCAUCGGAUCACGCCGAAUUCGGUAACACCAAGAGCGACGACUUCGCCGAGCAACCGCAUCGAUUCGAUCAGCAGGAUCCGGAAGAGGAACGCCAAGUCGAGCGACUUCUCGAUCAGGAAGUAGAGCAACAGAAACCAAAGGAAGAAGAAGAAGAGGCAGAGGUCGCAGAAGACAAGCAACAUAACAUCGACGAGGAGCAGCAGCUGGCACAAGAGUCGCAGCAGCAACAGCAGUUCGAAGAGAAGUCUGAGCCGGAAUUCGACCAACAGGCAGAAGCGGAGGAGGCUGUGCUUGCGGAUCAGCAAGAGCUAGACCAGCAGCAGCAGGAGGAAACUACUUCGGUGCCUUCGAUCGCUGAAAACGAAGAGCAAGCGACGGACAUUCUUGGCGAUAGCAGCGCGGCGUAUUCGACCGUGCCGGUGGGUGUGAACGAAACCGAUGAUGUCAUCAGUGGAGGUGGUGUAGCUACGGAAGUUGUCAAUCUGCUGAACGAUUCUAAAGAGGAAAUUCCUCAGCCUACUACAGCCGAGACCACACCUUCAUCGCUGCUGGGUGAUACGCACGAAGAGCAACAGCCAGAAGAAGAAAUAGAAGAACGAUUCGGAACGCAGCAAGCAGAGCUAUUAAGCACCGCUAACACCAUGGAGACAAGCAUUUUCGGUGGUUCGUUGAGCGGACAGUCGCCGAUGUCUCCCGAAUCGCCACUAACGCCGGUUCAGGAUAGCAAUUUGGUGUCCCAAGAGAAGGACCUGUUCGGUGCCAACGCACAGGAUCUCCUGAUGGACGUGCAUUCUGCGACCAGUCCUGCCGAGGAAGAGCUGAACGAAAAGCAUAUGUACGAGACGGAGGAGAAAGCGAUGCAUCUAGCUGGCGCUGCUGGAGAGGCUGGCGAUUUCGGCUGGCAGCUGAACCCGGAGGCGAAAGAAUUCGUUCCGAUUCCAUCGGUUGCGGCCGGAGCCGGACUAAAUGCUGAGUCGACUCCCUACACGCCGCCUCGUAUGCUGGAUCACGAAAACUUCAAGCUACGUGAUGAUGCGAUCGUGGCGCAGAGUCCCCGCAAGGGCGCCGCUUCCUCGUUGGAGGAUAUGGAUCUGCCGCAGGAAAACGAUUUCCAGACCGAAAUGGACAAACGACCGCACGAGUUCGAACUGGGGGCGGAGAAUGGAGUCGGUGAGCCGAUAUCGGAGCAGGCGCGCGUCAUAUCACCCCUUACGUCUCCACCGGUGUUUGAGGAGCUCGGGGAUGAGGUUCCUGCCACAAAUGGUGACGACGGUUUGUAUGGGCAGCAGGUCGAUGCCGAUACUGCUUCUGGCGACAUCGAGCUGUUGAACAAGGUGCAAGAGCUCCCCGAUGGAGAGGAGGAAAUAACACAACAGGAGCAACAGGAUACGUUCGCUGCGGUACCCAUUGCCCAGAGUCCUGCGUUCGCGGAGGAUGUACAGGUGAACCUGAUGGAAACGGAACCGUCUAGCGCUAAGGAAGAACAAUAUGUUGAACAAAAGGAAACAGUGGACGAGUCGCCCAUCCAGACGUUGGGAGGUGAUUUUGUGCAAGAUUUCAGCCAACUUUCCUUUAACAAUGGUUACGGUACCGGUGCAGCGACGACGUACGGAGCAAAUCCGUUCCUGCAACAGGAGUACGCAGCCCCAGUAGCGCCGACCGCAGCAGAAGAUGUUUCGCCUAGCUAUGACGCACCAUCAAUGGUAAAGGAGGAGGUUGCGGUUGAAGCUCAGGUUGCUCCGGUGUCCGAAGCACAGCCAAUCGAGCCUGUAGCAGUCGAUCCUAUUUCCACUCCAACCCCGGAUCCCAUCCCAGCACUCGCUGCUUUCGAUACAACAUCAGAGAAGCCAGUUGAAGAACAGAAACCGGUAGAAGACAAACCGUUCGAGAUAACGCCGUCGCAGGACAAUGCUUCGUCUGCCGCACCGAUUGCUGUGGCUGCAGCUGCUGCAGUGGCCGCUGUCGGUGUUGCCGCGGCUGCAGCUACCACUGCUGCAAAUAAAACCGCCAAACCAAAGGCAUCGGCACCGACGGCUGCAAAGAAACCUUCGGGAGCAGCCAGUGCACCGGCUAAAGCGGCACCAACGGCUGCAUCCAAAGUCACCGCAUCUCGGGUCAGUGCUAGUACCACUACUACAGCCGCAGCGGCUCGUAAACCACCAACAAGUGCUCCAUUGGCUGCCAAAAAGGCACCGAUCGCUGCUAAGACCACUCCAACCAUGAACGGCGGCACCAAGGAAGCCCGUCCGGCCAGCGCGGCUUCCACCAAGUCUACACUAUCGGCGAAGACAACGAAACCGGCAGCUGCAAAACCAGCGGUUGGCAGCAGCAACAACAGCACUACGCCUACAUCGUCCGUAGCGGCUGCACGAGCAAAGGCUAGCAGUACGACGAGCUCCACUACCACAAAGGCGGCAUCCGCAACUGGAAGUUCGACUACCAGAACUGCUCCAAAGUUGUCUGCUGCCGCGCCAGGAGCUGGUGGAAAAACGACGACGACAUCGUCCCGACUAUCAACGGUCGGAUCGGCGGCUCGGCCCGCCUCGGCCACUUCGCGACCAUCGAGCGCUAUCUCGGAGAAAUCGAGCUCCAAUACUACAGUUCCUUCCAAACCAGCAACCACAGUCAAACGAACCGUUGCAGUUAAGAGUACGGUAACGAAUGGAACUAGCGUGACUGAUGGAACAACGAAAGCUACGAAAACGACUACCAGCAGCAGCGUAACUACAACGAGUGCCACUUCGCGGGCAUCGACUGUACCUAGAACUAGCACGCUGACUGCCAAGAAACCAGCGGCCACCAGUGAUGGCAAAACGGGAUCGACGACCGCAGCAAAGGCCAAGUCCACGUCAUCGACGGUAGGCAGCAAGACUACCACCGCCACUCGCACCUCGCUGGCACCCCGACCCACAGCCGGAGCUGCCACCUCACCGGCUGCCCGUAAACUUCAGAAUGGUACCGCGACAACUGCAAAGAAGAUGGCCGCCUCACCAACGCCGAUCGUGAUCAGAAAGCCUGGAACCGUGGCGAAGAAGGAUCAGCAGCAGGUCAAGGAAGAAAUUACCUCCUCCGAAACUACAUCGGCGGCCUCAGUAACAACGACAACGACAACAAUGACGGUGGAAUCGACGAUCGUCAGUGAAGGUGGUGGCGAUGUACCGAAUGCAGCUGCAAUCGAUAUGCUUGCAGUACAAAACGAUCAGCUCGUACCGCAUGCAAUGUAAUGUGAUGAACUGUAACAACAGCACCUCAUGCAUGCGACCACCCUACAUCCCCUUCUUCCCCACGGCAGCACUACAUUCACAUAACGGCGGUGAGAUCUAUAUUCAUCCAAAAUUCCGAAUCAAUCGUCUGUCUCUGUCUCUGUGCACGUCUCUCGGUGCUUGUGCGCCCGUAUGUGUAUGUCCUUUGUUCUCUAUUUUCCGGAUACCACACAUACUGUUUGAUUAAAAUCGUUUGUUAGUGUCCCCGCGCACAAUGAUAAAUCGAUGAACAGGACUUUCUCGGUGCAGUACAUGCUAUAAACGAGCGAAUAGAGUUUUGUGUGUGAAAAAGGACUGAUAAAAACCAAGCCACGACACCACAGCGAACAAAAGGGCGAGGGUUAAAAGGGAGAGAAUGGGGUCGCAGGCCGCCGAUAGAACUUCUGUAGUGGUGUGUUGGUUUGGAGUAGAGAAGAGAAGAGAAUAUGGCCUGUUUUUACGGCGAUUAUCGAACAAUGGAGGCGCCCGUUAUCGCAUUAUCGUCGGGUAAUCCUCAGCAUAAUAUUUACACCUUCGCCUUCCACUCUCAACACUCCCUCCAUACACUCUCAACAUCAACAACAUCGCGCUCUAGUGAUAGGAAGUCUAAGUAAUCUUAUUAUAAUAUUUUCUUUUUAUAAAUAUGCCUAGCAUGAUGAACAGUAAUUAGCAAUUAGCGCACCGAAACCACUUUGAAUAUCCCAAAAAAACGGUAGAACGAUCUUUUCGAAUAUUUGUUUUUCUUUGUUUUCGUUCCUUUUUGUGUUUUUUUUUUUCGUAAUGCCGCGCGUGACCCUCUUUGAAAUUGUCCAACGGCUUCUUAAUAAUCAAACCAAAAUUUAAAGACUCGAGAGAUGAACAUGAUACUAAUAUUAACCAUGCGCAAUCGGCAUCUAAGAGAUUGAAGACGAUAAGGAGGAAACUGAAUCGCGAAGAAACGGAUAACAGAACCAGGAAUCUGAAAAAUCGAGUGGUUGCUGCAGUUCAAUCCCAUAAUAAUAGUUGAGCAAUGAGGGGGAAUAGUUAGCUUGGAAGAAAGAGAGAGCGCCAGCCUACUUAGUUGGUGUGGCGAACGACGUUUCGCGAAGGAAGCAUAGCCUACUUAUUAUCAUACAGCAAGCCAUGCUAUAUCUGCUUUUGUCUGCCACCGUGCAGCGCGCUUUGUGUGCACCUUCCUGCCUUCUUCCAUAUGUAUUUCUAUGACUCUCUCUCUCUCUCUCUCUCUCUCUCUCUCUCUUGCACGGCCACUCCCCCGAUAGAAUGAGUUUAAUUGAAUGUUUCCAGUUUGGUUUUUUAGCCCUCCUCAUUGGUAGUGCAUAUACUACCACUUCUCCUCUGUCCACUCUCCCUCUACCCGUUGGUCUGUGCUGCUUUCAUCUUCGUUCCGCGGAGGAACAGUGAAUCGAAAUACGCGCACUGCUAUUACUGCUGCUACUAAUACUACAACUGCUACAACACUACUAAUCGCUUAGCCGAACCACAUGGAAAAUAAUCGAAUAUUUUAAUCCAAUAAAGUCCGUAAAACUUAGUAGCAUUAGAGUAAAAUCAUCAUCAACCCUCAUCGUCGUCGUCAUUCAGCACAGCAUCAAUCGUAGAAAUGCGUCCGCUAGAGCGUGUAGUUGGUAGUAGAGUUGUAGUUGUUGUCGUCCAGAGAAGAGUGAUGCCGAUGCCAGUUGACGACGAGUGCGGGAGAGUAGUGAAAUGUCCACUAGUGCCGCAAGUAUCGCAAAUAAAUGUUCAAUGGCCAAUGUUUUAGCUUUGAAAAUAGCAGCAAUAUGAACGACGGUUCGGUUCACCAUUCGGUAAAGACAGGAUGAACUGGAUGUUCGUAGCGUUUGUGUGAGCUUACAUGCAUGGGAUACCUUCCGAGGGAAACACUGAGGGAGAGAGAGUGGAGAGGAAAGGGUUGAGAUCGGGACUGCCUACCUAUAUACUAUUGGCUGUUUUUGAUGGCGUGCGCGGAAGAAGCAAUGGUGUGGCGGUUAAUACGAUGCACUGCUGCUGAUAGAAAUUCGAAUGAACGAAACGAAUCGCUAUCUAUGAUGAUAAGCAAAAUCGGUGCGUGGUGGUCUACGAAUGGGAGCGACAGGUGAACCCAAUCGAGCCCACGUUAAUGAGUAAAAAGCGAGAGUAUGGUUGCAACGGUGCGACCACACUGAAGUGGUCUAUCCUCUAUUACCGAAGAGGAGGAUAGUAGAGAGGAAUUAGGGGGCAAAGAAAAUCAAAACCGGAACGAUCAAGUUCGUGCCUGAAAUGUGAAGCGAAGUGUGAAGAAUGUAGCGAAAGCAGUAAAGAACGAUCGGAAAAGCCGUAAGACCGGAGCGAAGUUAGCUGAUGCCAACCAAUCAACAAACCAACAUCGUCAUACCACCACAUCACCAUUACAUUGCAGCAGUAGCCGGUCGAAAAAAAAAACACUAUUUCGUAAUAUUUUAUAUAUUUAUAACACAAUUUGUAUCUGUUUAACCGAUUGCCCAAUUAAAAAUACGAGAAAUAAAAAGGAAUUAGAAAAGGACCAUUCCGUCUCUCCUAUUCUUUACGAUG
This is a messenger RNA of Anopheles darlingi, 8908 nucleotides long. RefSeq names its product serine-rich adhesin for platelets-like. Lineage: Eukaryota; Metazoa; Arthropoda; Insecta; Diptera; Culicidae. The record is from RefSeq and is a predicted model, not a curated record. The coding region runs from base 695 to 6346 and encodes 1883 amino acids. Gene Ontology annotation, molecular function: cation binding; protein serine/threonine phosphatase activity. The transcript has 12 exons. Gene Ontology annotation, biological process: protein dephosphorylation; negative regulation of protein kinase activity.